AUGGCAAGAAUGUUGAGAACAAACAUUCACCUUAUAUCUCGAAGAAAUUUUGGCUCUUUUUCCACUAUUAAGCCUCCCUCUCACAUUAAGAAUGAAACAGUUAAGUCUUUUGGACCAGAAGAUAAUAAGGAUUGGGAUUUGUUAAGAUCAUCGAUUAUGAAGUUGAAAGGAUCAUCAUUGGAAAUUCCCUUAGUUAUUAAUGGAGAGAGGAUUUACUCUAACGAUUCCCAGGGUGAAGUUAAAUUUCAAAGAGAUAUAGUUCCUCAAUAUAACCCAGCAGAUAAUAAACAAAUUGUUGCAAAUGUUACUCAAUCGACGCGUUCUGAUGUAAGAAAUGCUAUCCGUUCAGCUAUGGCAGCUAAGCAAAAAUGGAAUAAUUUUUCAUUUUACGACAGGGCUUCAGUCUUUCUCAAAGCUGCAGAUUUAAUUUCUACUAAAUAUAGGUAUGAUUUAUUAGCAGCUACGAUGCUUGGACAAGGUAAGAAUGUAUAUCAGGCAGAGAUCGAUUGUAUUACUGAAUUGAGCGAUUUUUUCAGAUUUAAUAUUAAGUAUGCAUCUGAGUUGUAUAAACAACAGCCAAUAGAAUCAACGCCUGGAAUUUGGAAUAAAGCAGAAUAUAGACCUUUGGAAGGGUUUGUUUAUGCAGUUUCACCUUUUAAUUUUACAGCUAUUGCAGGUAACUUAGUUGGAGCACCUGCAUUAAUGGGGAACACUGUUUUAUGGAAACCAUCUCUUUCAUCAACAUUAUCUAAUUAUUUGUUAUUGACAAUUUUGGAAGAAGCAGGGUUACCAGCUGGGGUGAUCAAUUUCAUUCCUGGUGAUCCAAAAUCAAUUACUGAUGAAACUUUAUCAAGUCCACAUUUCAAUGCUUUACAUUUCACUGGGUCUACAGAUGUAUUUAAAGAAUUAUGGGCAAAGAUUCAACAUGGUGUCACUAACAACUCAUAUAGAGAUUAUCCAAGGAUAGUUGGUGAAACAGGUGGUAAGAAUUUCCAUUUAAUUCAUAAUUCUGCCAAUAUAUCUGAUUCAGUUCUUCAAACCAUCAGAGGCUCGUUUGAAUAUCAAGGUCAAAAAUGCUCUGCUACUUCAAGAGUUUAUAUACCAAAGAGUAAAUCUAAAGAAUUUUUAACUGAUUUACUAGGAUUACUUAAUGAGCCUGGUGAGAAGAGUAAAUUAUUACCAAGAAAUACAGGAUCAAGCUCAAUCGGUGGUGGUGAUUUACAUGGGUUUAUUGGGCCGGUCAUUAAUGAGCAAAGUUUUAAUAAAUUGACAAAAGUAAUUGAACAAGCUAAAAAGGAUCCUGAUUUGGAAAUCUUGUAUGGUGGUAAAUAUGAUAGUACUCAAGGAUGGUAUGUGAGUCCCACAGUAAUUAAGACUAAAGAUCCCUAUCAUGAAUUUAUGAGGCGUGAAUUUUUUGGCCCAAUUGUUACCAUAUAUGAGUAUGAAGACGCAGAAUUUGAAAAAAUAUGUAGUAUUAUUGAUGAUUCAACCAAAUACGGUUUAACAGGGUCCAUCUUUGCUCGUGACAGAGAAGCUAUUAAUUAUGCACAAGAGAAGUUGAAAUAUAGCGCUGGGAAUUUCUAUAUCAAUGACAAGUGUACUGGUGCAGUGGUGGCACAACAGUGGUUUGGUGGGGCUAGAAUGAGUGGAACCAAUGAUAAGUCAGGUGGACCUAGCAUCUUAAACAGGUUUGUUAGUAUCAGAAAUAUCAAAGAAAAUUUCUAUCCAUUGACUGAUUAUAGGUACCCAUCCAAUUACGAAUGA
This is a messenger RNA of Henningerozyma blattae CBS 6284, 1764 nucleotides long. It is a transcript of the gene PUT2, whose product is annotated as 1-pyrroline-5-carboxylate dehydrogenase. The record is from RefSeq and is a predicted model, not a curated record. Bases 1 to 1764 code for a protein of 587 amino acids. The transcript has a single exon. Gene Ontology annotation, cellular component: mitochondrial matrix. NCBI's taxonomy places the organism in Eukaryota, Fungi, Ascomycota, Saccharomycetes, Saccharomycetales, Saccharomycetaceae. Gene Ontology annotation, molecular function: L-glutamate gamma-semialdehyde dehydrogenase (NAD+) activity.